Molecule: messenger RNA, 2310 nt
Organism: Alternaria burnsii
Lineage: Eukaryota; Fungi; Ascomycota; Dothideomycetes; Pleosporales; Pleosporaceae
Product: duf-domain-containing protein
Exons: 5
Coding region: 1-2310 (769 amino acids)
Biological process (GO): chloride transmembrane transport
Cellular component (GO): cortical endoplasmic reticulum
Molecular function (GO): chloride channel activity
Source: RefSeq, a predicted model, not a curated record
AUGUCGAGCCAGAAAGAGGGGACAAGCGCCGAAGCUGCCAUUCCCUACUUCACCAAUCUCUCCUGGUCUAUUUACCGCAUCAAAAUUGCCCUGCUCACCUCGGGCUCGUCGUCGGACAUGGCCAAAUCAAAGGCGCUGCAGAGCAACCUGGACGUCGACUACGUGAUUAGCUACCGCUUUGCGAAGACUGACAAGGCGAAGGCCAUCGCGCAGUUUGAGAAGCUCUGCGAGGCUCUGGCCAACGUUGGGCUGCAGACCGAGGUCCGCAAUGGAGAGUCGCACUCAAUCCUCCUCUUCGUGCGAGUAGCUUCAGACGAGCACCUGUUUGGUGAAGUAUACAGGUCCAGAGUCCGCGACUGGAUCCACGGCGUUCGAACGGCUGCCCCCGAGAAGGUUACCCGCGAAUCGCUCGAAGCCGAGCCCCUCUACGAGGCCGAGAGACUACGCAUAAUAUACCAGCUCAUCACCAACCCUCCCUCUGAAGGUGGAGCCGGCAUAACACCCAAAGAGGGAGAAUGGGAGAACGUCGAGUCCGUCUUUGCGCUGCACGACCAUGCCUACAACAAGGAUUGGAUCAAGAAGUGGACCUCGCAGUACAUCCUGACGACGGAAGAUUUGGACGACAUCAGAAACAGGCUGGGAGAGAAGAUUGCCUUCUAUUUCGCCUUUACACAGUCCUACUUCACCUUCCUCGUUCCCGCUGCCGCCUUCGGUUUCUUCUCAUGGCUCUUCUUCGGCUCCUUCUCGCCCAUCUACGGUCUUGCGAGCGCCCUGUGGUGCACCGUCUUCACUGAAUACUGGAAACACCAGGAAGUCGACCUGAGCGUUCGCUGGGGCGUCAAGGGUGUUUCCAAAAUCGACGUCAGGAAAAAGGACUUUGAACCUGAAAAAACAAUCACCGACCCAGUCACAGGCGAACAAGUCGGUUUCUUCCCAGCAUCCAAGCGCUUCCAGAGGCAGUUGCUGCAGAUUCCAUUCGCCAUAAUUGCCGCUUGCUCGCUUGGAGCCGUCAUUGCGACCUGCUUUGGUAUAGAGGUCUUUAUCUCUGAAGUCUACAACGGCCCGCUAAAGAGCCUUCUCGUCUUCAUCCCUACUGGCAUUCUCACAACCGUCAAUCCUAUCCUAAAUACUAUCCUGACCCAGGCUGCUACCCGUUUGACCCAAUUCGAGAAUUAUGAGACGUCGCAGGCGUACGACAAGGCAUUGACCCAGAAGAUCUUCGUCAUGAACUUCAUCAUGUCUUACUUGGGAAUCUUCCUGACUGCCUUUGUCUACGUACCAUUUGGCAAGGUUAUCGUACCCUACCUUGACGUUUUCAACGUUGCUGUCCGACCUUUCGCUGAGGACGAGAAGCAACUACACCUCAACUCGACGAGUUCCAGCUGGACCAUCAACCCCGAUCGCCUCCGCAAGCAAGUCAUAUACUUCACAGUCACUGCCCAACUCGUCAACCUUGGCAUGGAGCUUAUCGUUCCGUACCUCAAGCGUCGUGGCCUUGCCAAGUACAAGGAGAUGCAGUCUGACAGAGCUGCAAGGAACGGCGGUUCCGCACCGGCCACCGCCGAGAACGACCCUGCUGAGGACGCUGCCUUCCUUGAUCGUGUCCGCAAGGAAGCAGAACUGGAUUCUUACGAUGUCACCGCCGAUCUUCGUGAGAUGAUUGUGCAAUUUGGCUACCUGUCACUCUUCUCCGUGGUUUGGCCACUUACCGCUGUGUCCUUUUUGAUCAACAACUGGAUCGAGCUUCGUGCCGACGCUAUGAAGAUCUGUGUUGAGAUGCGACGACCCACUCCAUGGCGCGCUGAUACAAUCGGGCCUUGGCUCGACUCCCUCUCCUUCCUUACUUGGAUGGGCAGUCUCACUACGUCCGCUCUUGUCUACAUGUUUUGGAAUGACCGUUCUGGUCCCAGCGGCAGUCCUUCCAACAUUCAGCUCUGGGCCCUCCUUCUGACUGUCUUCUUUUCUGAACAUCUUUUCAUCCUAUUCCGCUGGGGCGUUCGCAUCGUGCUGUCCAAACUCGAUUCCCCAGGCCUACAGAAGGAACGCCGUGAACGCUUCCUGGUGCGCAAGCAAUACUUUGAGGAGAAUCUCAGCCAGCUGCAGAAUAUUCCCAAGUUGAGUGACAAGGGUGGCGAGAUUACUAGGAAGAGUCUCGAAGAAGAAGCUAGGCAGGGUAGUCUUGGAGAAACUACUCCAGUAAUUAGGUUCUGGCAGCGCCAGAGGAGCUGGAGAGAGAGUGCGGCGGUCGCCAAGGAUCUCAUCAGCAGGGCGCAGAAUGAGACCAUUGUGGAGACGAAGAAAGAGUUGUGA